Molecule: messenger RNA, 798 nt
Organism: Fraxinus pennsylvanica
Lineage: Eukaryota; Viridiplantae; Streptophyta; Magnoliopsida; Lamiales; Oleaceae
Source: the annotation of a GenBank genome assembly
AUGUCAAUGGACACAAAUCUUGAUAUUGACCUCAACAUCAAUCCCGAGCAAAACCCGAGCAAAACUAUGAAUGUGGAGUUUGAAAAGGAAUCUGUGGGCGAAAGCAAGUCGUCAACGAAAGACGAGCCUGUUCAUUUUUUGAUCCAGCAGUUAAAUAGAAUGAAGUUUGAGAAUAAGAAGCUGAUAGAAUUGCUCAAUAUUCUCCAAGGAAAUUACAAUGAUUUGAUGCAAAAGUACUCAGGAGAUGAAGUACUCUUGAAAUCAAGAAAGAGAAAGGUCCACUGUACAGAAAAUUGUGAUAAUUUUGUUGAGAAGAAUGGAAUCACUUGUAGCUGUUGUCAUGAAGGGUCAAUUGGGACUCCAAAAGAAAGUGUGUCAAAUGUUUCGAAGGUUUAUGUACGCGUUGAUUCUUCUGAUAUGAGCCUAGUUGUAAAGGAUGGAUAUCAAUGGAGAAAAUAUGGACAAAAGGUUACUAGAGACAAUCCAUCUCCAAGAGCAUACUAUAAGUGCUCUUUGGCCCCAGCUUGCCCGGUCAAGAAGAAGGUGCAAAAAAGUGUUAAUGAUCCAUCAGUUUUAGUAGCCAUUUAUGAAGGCAAACACAACCACAAGAUUCCUUCUGAAGAUGAAAUUCCAAUAGAAUUAUCAAAGGGUGUAACUGAAAUUUCAUCCUCCAGCUCAAUCUCUAUAUCAAUGGUUGAUCAAAUGGCUUCUACUUUAACAAGAAAUCCAAGUUUCACAGCAGCACUAGCAGCAGCUAUUACAGGGAGGAUUUUAGAUCAUGAAAUUGAAGAAAAUUGA